AUGAAACCCAGCACCCUCCUCCCCCUCCUCCCCCUCGCCUCCCUCACAACAGCCGACACCCCCUGCAGCCUAACCAAAAACCCCGGAAUCCUCAACGCCAUAGGAAAAUUCUGCCAGAACCAAGGCCUCGUCGUGCCCUCCGCCUACGCGGGCAAAGGGAUGGGUGGAGCGUAUGAUGGCGGGAGUGUGCAGAUUAGUGGUACCCCGCCGCAGUGGGUUCCGCAGGAGUAUUGUAUGGCGCAGUUUAGGGGGAUGUGUGGGAAUGGGAGAAGGGAGAGGAGGUUUGGGAGGGGUGGGUGUCAGACGUGGAAGAUUCAUUAUCCGACGGAGCGCAAGGCUGGAUGGGGUGGGAAGAAGAUGGGAGGUCAGCCGGCGCCAGGGAAGCCGAAGGGUGGUGGGCCGGAGAGUGUGACUGUUAAUUUGUAG
Molecule: messenger RNA, 426 nt
Organism: Zasmidium cellare ATCC 36951
Lineage: Eukaryota; Fungi; Ascomycota; Dothideomycetes; Mycosphaerellales; Mycosphaerellaceae
Exons: 3
Coding region: 1-426 (141 amino acids)
Source: RefSeq, a predicted model, not a curated record